AUGCAUAAUGCUGACCUUACUUUGGAGAAGGCCGAGCCCGACAUAUUCGCAACACCACUACCUUCGUCACAGCAAAUGCAUCCGCAGAAGGAGCCACCAUUCGCGGCUAUAGCUGCCCCUGAAUCUCCUGUUGCAGCCAAAAAUCUCUACUCCAAAGUGAAGAAGCGUGACUCCUCACUAUCAAUUGCCCAAGAAGACUACUCAGCUACCCAUGUGGUCGAGUCCGACUCUAGCUCAACCGAAGAAAAUGGAUCCCAGGGAAGCGGCUAUAAUGAUGGAUGCCACUCCGAUCAAGCGAGCGAGGACGAAAACUACGUUGAGCCCAAUAAGCGAGCUGUGUGGCUACCCGGCCGCUCCAAGGGAUACUUUGAUGCCUUCUGUGAUAAUAUUUCUAUUGAUGGUGACGGUGAAGACCUUGAGGAAGCCGACGAGCAUUAUAAAAAAACCGACGAGUAUUACGAGGAAGCCGACGAGCAUUACGACGAAGCCGACGAGCAUUACGACGAAGCCGACGAGCAUUAUGAGGAAACCGACGAGCAUUAUGAAAAAACUGACGAGCGUUAUGAGGAAACCGACGAGCAUGAAGAAAGCGACGUAAAUUCGGCUUAUACCCGUCUACUCAACUAUCAAACCAAUACUUGCAGGCCAAGGCGCUCUUCACUAAGAACACUAAUACUUAGUCCACGUAUAUCUCCUCAUAAAACCGCCGAGGAAGACGUAUGCUUGCAAAGUGAAGAUGAUAACGACCCUCUGGCAGACAAAUUUCGUGAGAUGGAGGAUCGUUUUCAAAGGAGACAAGAGAAAAUUCCAAAGCCACUGCAUGGUAACGGAAUCCCGACUUUGACUAGAUCCAACGCAUUUGGCUUGAAACCUCCACCAGGACAUAAUUUGUUCAAGCGGCUUCUUCGCGGUUUUAUCUCGCUGCCUAACGCAUUGGAGAGCAACGAAGAUAUGACAAAAAUGCUACACUGUCACCGCAAAAUGGAAGAUCUAUAUUUUGAAUUAGGGGAGCGUGAAUCAGAAAUCAGAGAAGUUGUAGCUUCUCAUUGUGGACUACCGAGCCCUGACCGAGUUUUUGUUUCAACCUAUGAUACAGGAGAGACCUGGAGCCAUGGGAGUUUCAAUCUAUGUAUACCAGUUUAUGCCUCCUAUCCAGGUAGCGAAGAGCCUAUCCCUCUGGCAUUUAAGCUCCCCUUGCCGUAUAUGGUUGGGGAAGAAGAAUUCCCCGGAAAUGCUGAAGAAAGGCUACGAACGGAGGCAGCAACCCAUCUCUGGAUUAGCCAAAAUUGUCCUGAGGUACCCAUCCCUAAACUCUAUGGAUUCGGGUUUCGUGGCGGAAUUAGCAAUCGAACUACACUUUUGAAUCACGGUUAUAUGUUAACCGAAUGGGCCACAACCGAUGAUGACUUGAAGCCAUUAUCUGAAAAACUCGGAAUGCGGCAUAACGAUGUUCAGCUACACUUUGAUAAAUUUAUUCAGAAGUCAAAGACCCAAAACCUGUACCGAAGUUUUGCAAAAGUCAUGAUGUCACUUGCGAAAAUCCCACAGCCUCGAAUUGGCUCUUGGACUAUCGAUAAUAAUGGCCAGCUUUCAUUAUCCAACCGCCCUUUACUUCCUCAUAUCACUAAGUUCGAAAACUGGGGUAUCCCAAGCGGUAUUCCGCGGAAAACUACUUAUACAAACACGGACAGCUUCUAUAAUGACUGCAUUGGGGUUUAUGAUAAUCGUCUGGAGCAUCAAAGAAAUAUUGUGAAGCACGAACGAGAGGUCUGGGAUGCCGCCGCCAAAAUGGUUUAUAUGAGGUCAUAUCUACCCAGAUUUGCGGAUUAUUCCCUUCGUCAAGGCCCAUUCUUUAUGCAGCUUGGGAAUAUGCCUUCCCACAACAUCCUAGUUGACAAGGAGUGGAAUGUCAAGCAGUUUAUCGAAGUCCAAGGGAUAUGCUCUCUACCUAUAGAGCUACUACUACCUCCUCCGUGGAUGACAGGAAAGGACAUUGGGAAUUUGCUAUCCACCGAGAAAGAUCGCCUCAAUAUAUGCUAUCGGCAGUUUACCAACACUCUUCGGCAUGAAGAAGCAAAGAAUCCAUUGCUUCCAAACGGGAAGCUCCACUCUGACACUCUUUUGCGUACUCUGCUCUCUGAUAAGUUCUGGUUUCUCCAUUCACUGCAGACUCCGGGUGACCCAGACUCCAUGAUUAAUUGGAUGGGUGGCUAUAUGGACAUGCCUUUGCGGCGUGGUAGCCCGAUUGCAGCUUCGGUAUUUCGGCCGUAUAUGAAUGAAUUUGUGGGAUUCAAGUUACGUUCGUAUGUUGCAUAUCAUAAAGACGUACACCGUCUAUAUGAUGGUUCGCAUGGAAGAGUAUAUGACGAUUUUGAGCUCGGUUAUAUUGAAAGACAACCUGUUAUCCCUAGAAAACGGUAG
Molecule: messenger RNA, 2421 nt
Organism: Microsporum canis CBS 113480
Lineage: Eukaryota; Fungi; Ascomycota; Eurotiomycetes; Onygenales; Arthrodermataceae
Exons: 2
Coding region: 1-2421 (806 amino acids)
Source: RefSeq, a predicted model, not a curated record